GCACGGCGGGCCAGGGGCCGGGGCCGGGGCCGCCCGGUUCGUGCCCCGAGAGCCGGGACAGACGCUGCUGGAACUUGCUGGGCCUCGGCUAAGCAGCGGCUCCGGCCGCGGUUACUUCAACAGCUGCUGCGGCACCGCUCCGCCGGCCGUUGGCGGUGCUUCGAGGAGCCGGCUGCGGGGUCUGGGAGCCGGCUGCGGGGUCUGGGAGCGGGCGGUGGAGUUUUCCUACGGCCAUCUACGCCCGCCGCUGGCCUCGUUGGAUUUGAAGAUGCCUAAAAAGAAACUGAACAAAUUAACUGGAAAGGAGGACAGUUUGGAUGGCCAGGAUGAGAAAAACUCUGAAGACACAAAAUCUUAUAAUCGUACUAUGAAAGGAGAGACAGAAUUUCACAGAUGGAAAACAGAGAAAGAUGGGCAAGGGAAGAAACAAUACCAAAGUUCUAAGACUGAUGCUGAUGGAAGAUCCCAAGGAAAAUCUCCAAAUGGAAGCAGAACUACAGACAGUUCUUUAAUCCAAUCUGAAAAGCGAAAUAAAAUAGUUAUACAAUUUAAAUCCAAAGAAAUUAAAUGCGGAAAAAGUGCAAGCACUACUGAUGUAGUGACUACUAGCAGGGAAAAUCACAGCAAAGGUCCUUUUGAUGGAACAGAAGGAAAAAGACUCUGGCAUAGCUUUGCCGUUCAGAGGGACAAGGUGGUUAAGAAAAGGAAAGAGGAAGUUGAACUCUGCAAACUAAAGGCAAAAGCUGAACAAACUAUGUUGGAAAAAUUUAAGUCAUCUGUGUAUGAUUUGAAUGUUCCCCAUAAAAAGGCAGACAAAGCCAAAAAAUGGAGUGAAGAUGUCAGAAUUCCAAAAAAGUCAUCUAGCACAUCCACAGAGACUGUGCAUGAUGAUAGGCCUUUCACUAAGAAGUCAAAUAAAUUAUCUAGGACUUGUGAAGAAGAGUAUGAAGAAGGAUAUGAGGAGUUUCCUAAGAAAAAUCUGCAAGCUAAUAAACCAUCAACUGAAACACCUCAACGAUGGGACUGUUGUAAAUGGAAAAAACAGGAUGCUGAUUCUCAUCAAGCUACUGGUAAUUCAGGGACUGAGGAAACAGACUUUGAAGCUCCAGCAGUAUGUUUUAAGCAGAAUUUUGAGGUCCCAUGCACAUCAGACUCCUACCAAGUCAGAGAGAAUAUAAAAUCUAUCCAAAAGAGCUUUGAAGUCUUUCCACCCCCUCAAGGCAAUGAGAACCUAGAAGGAGACCAAGAGAUGCAGAUAGUUGAAGAUUUGCAUGUUGCUCGUAUUGAAAAGAAGAUGUCACUGUCUGUAGCACAGACCUGUGGAGAACUUACAAGUAUGGAAAUAGAUCUUCCAGAACAGGAUUUAAAUAUUUCUGCUGGGGCUUCUACUUCUGGUCUGAACAUAUUAGUGGUGAUUGACACAAAUAUAAUGAUCAGUCACCUUGAGUUUGUCAAGUCCCUGAAAUCUGAGGAUAUACCAGGUGUCGGCAGACUUGCACUGAUAAUUCCCUGGGUUGUUCUACAAGAGUUGGACAAUUUGAAGAAGGGGAAAAUGUUGCAGCAUGUUCGGGACAAAGCUAUCCCUGCAGUCCACUUUAUCUACAUGUGUCUCAAAAAACAAGAUUCAAAACUGUGGGGGCAAUCCAUGCAGCUUGCUUCUCAAAAAACAUAUGGCCUGAGUGACGAGAAUAAUGAUGACCGUGUUUUACAAUGUUGUCUGCAAUAUCAGAGCCUCUUUCCUCAAGCUGUUGUCAUACUGUGCACGGAUGAUAAAAAUUUAUGCAAUAAAGCCAUUGUGAGUGAGGUCAAGGCAUUUUGCAAAGCAGAUUUGGCUGCUGCUCUACAGAAUCUGAAUGUGAACAGGCAUCAGAACUGUGUUGAGCUGCAACAGUCAAAAUAUGAUAGAGAAUUCCAGAAAACAGAAAGAAGCGAAGCUCAUCUUUCUGGUCAAUUCCCAAAUAUACUUCCAGAUCUUGAAAAAAACUUAGGAGAAGCUUUAUCAUGUAUUUUGGAGACUGAAAUGAAAAUUGCAUUUGGAAACCUAUGGAUGGAGAUACUGUACCUGAAGCCACCAUGGACAUUAGCAAACUUGCUGCAGUGUUUUAAAAAGCACUGGGUGGCUGUUUUUGGUUAUGUUGUGCCAAGGAGCUUACUUGCAACUGUUGAAUGUCUCUAUAAACACCUUUGUACAGGUAAAACAGUGAACUUCUCAACAGCUGGUAUCUUGCUCCAGGAAUCCAAGAAGUUAUUGCAUGCUUUCAGUUUAAGGUCUGACUAUAAUGGUGUACUUCCCCAGGCUUAUGCUGAAGUGAGUAAGCUGUACCAAACAUUUACAGAGGUGAGGUCAGACAGUGAGCAGGAUUUAUCAGAAGACAUCAUGGUUCUUUCAGAAAGUGUUCCAUGUGAAAGAAUGGAAGCAACAACACCAAAUCUGCAGAACUGUGAAGAAAAAAAGUUACCUGCAAGCAUUCACGUGUCUCAAGAAAACAGGCACCAGGAAAUCUGGUCAGUCCUUGAAGGUGUAUGGAAUACAAUGAACUUGUACAGUCUUGAAAUUUUCCAAAAGUUGGACCCCAACACAGUAACUGCGAAGUCUUCAUUUGAAGAAGCUUUUUUAGGUCUGCAGAAACUGUUGGCAGCUGUGAAUGACAUCCUCGAAGGAAUUCGUAGAAUUUUGACCCCAACCAGUAGUUUCCAAGACAUUUGGACACUCUACAACUUCCUCAUAAGCAAUGAGAUAUAUAACAGUAUAAAAUUUACUGCUGAGGAGCUUUACGAGUGUGUUUCACAAGAGUUAUAUCGAGAAAGACUGGAAGUUGGAUGUUGCCAACUGGCCCAGCUGGAGCAUACUAUUAAGCAGUGCAACGCAUCUGCUCACAUGGAAGCAAAGAACAGGGGCUGGCUGUGACACUUGAGUCAAGGUGUGGAGCUGCAGUGCUUACCCCCCUUCGUUUGCCUUGCCCACAUGAAGUCCUGCUCCUCAGGGACAGGGUGGGAGGGAAGGGAAUACUCACGGAGCCAAAAAAAUCUGCCUUCUUUCUCAGUGGUGCCAUUUUAUAUUUGAGUUGAAGGGAAAACAAAACAAGUUAUACAUGUAUAACAUUAAAUGUCAGAAUUUCUGCCAAGAAUUGCGAGCUAGUAGAAUUUUCUGUCUCAAGUGAGGGUCUCUGGAUCGAUCCAAAAAAAUCUGGGACACACCAAGAUGUGCUGGACUGGUGUUCUAAAUGCUAGAAUUUUGUGUUGGAAGUCAGAGCUGUUACUAAUAGUUACAUGGUUAUACAGAAAAAUAAGGGUAAGGUUUUUAUUUUUCCUGGCACUCUGGAAGUGAACAGUGUGGGGAAAAGAGGGUUUUAUGAUAUCUAGGCUCUGAACAGACUGGAAGGAAAGCAGCUGACUACAAAGCCAGAUGCCCAUGAUGCUUGCACUCCUACAGAUAUGAAGGACUAAAACACAGAUGCAAUGUAUGUGUCCUAUGUACUGCACUACGUAAGGCUGAAGGGAGGAUAUAGAAUGAGGAAAGAAAUGGAUUAAUGAUUGUUUUAUUUAAAAACAAACCAACAGACAAAACACACAUGCACACCACAACUCAUGUGUUUGUCCUGAACCUCUUUUUAAGUACUUUUGUCAGAAUAUUCAGUAUGACCUUUUCCAAUGAAAACUCUGGGCUGUUCACAGCAGUGAAACUAGGAUCAUUUGUAAUUAAGCAUGUGAAAUAUGCUU
Molecule: messenger RNA, 3720 nt
Organism: Oxyura jamaicensis (ruddy duck)
Lineage: Eukaryota; Metazoa; Chordata; Aves; Anseriformes; Anatidae
Gene: SWT1
Product: SWT1 RNA endoribonuclease homolog
Exons: 19
Coding region: 269-2908 (879 amino acids)
Cellular component (GO): nucleus
Source: RefSeq, a predicted model, not a curated record